Caenorhabditis remanei is the source of this 2202-nucleotide messenger RNA. RefSeq lists its product as uncharacterized. Lineage: Eukaryota; Metazoa; Nematoda; Chromadorea; Rhabditida; Rhabditidae. The transcript has 11 exons. Gene Ontology annotation, molecular function: UDP-glycosyltransferase activity. The record is from RefSeq and is a predicted model, not a curated record. The coding region runs from base 1 to 2202 and encodes 733 amino acids.
AUGAGGCAAACAAUGUUGGUGACGAUGGUUUUAAUGGUGUUACUGAGUGCAGCGAGUGCUAUGAAUGUUGUGUUUUACAUCAAUGCAAUUGGGAAGAGUCAUCUGGAUUUCAGUGAUUCUUUGGUGGAUAGUCUCGUGGAUAAAGGACAUACUGUGGAUGUCAUAAUAGCUCGAAUGAAUGAUCAAGUCACCGGUCAAGGGAAAAGUAAAGCUGAGAGGUUCUUUGUUUUUGGAUUCAAAAAUGGGAGUGACUGGAACAAAAUGCAUCAUCUGACGAAUACGUUUGAGGAAAGAGAAUUUCCAAUUAAUGGGUUUAGACCUUACACUCUCAUCGGAAAUAAUCUUUGUGAAAUUGCAUUGAAUGAUCCGAAGCUUUAUGAGUUCUUAUCGUACAGGAAGUACGACAUUGGAAUAGUUUCUACUUUUGAUUAUUGUGGUGUUGGAAUUCUGAAACAAACUGGAAUUCCAUCAGUUACCACAUUUAAUGCAGUUCCGAUUAUGCCUAUUCAAACUGUUACAAUUGGACUUCCGAAUGCUGCUUCUCAGAAUCUUCCACUGUUCUACACUUUUGAUCUCUCCACUUUAUAUGGAAGAUUCUGGAAUUUAAUCAGUUGGACGUACAUCAAUUUGAUUCAAAUUCCAACUCUGAAAAAGGAACAAGAACUUUUGUUUCGAAAAAGAUACGGAAACGAUUUCAAUAUCGAAGAAACAGUUAGAAAAGUGGAUAUCACUUUCAUAAAUUCUAAUGAAGUAAUGGAAAAACCAAGACCUCUUCAUCACAGAAUUCAGUAUAUUGGAGGAAUCAAUUUGAGAAAUCCAAAUCCGGUGGACCAGAAACUGGAUAAAUUGCUGUUUAGAUCAGGAAAUGGAACGAUUAUUUUCAGUUUCGGAACUCAAGUUCCAGGACGCGCGUAUCCGAGAUAUGCGGUCAAGAACUUUUUGAAUGUUUUCAAAAAGUACCCCGGGUACACAUUUCUGUGGAAGUACGAUGUGCAACCAGGAGAGGAGGAAAUGUUCGAGGAAGCCAAGAACAUUGUUUUGCUGGAUUGGCUACCUCAGACUGAUCUUCUAUACGAUCCACGUGUCAUCGGUUUCAUCUCUCAUGUUGGGUUGAACUCAUUCAAUGAGGCAUCAUAUGCAGGAAAACCAAUUAUAGCCAUCCCUUUGUUUGCUGAUCAACCACACAACGCAUUAAAUGGAGUUGCUCGAGGGACAACCUACAUGUUGAACAAGGCACAACUGACAGAAGAGAAUAUUGAAAAAGGACUGAGAGCGAUUCUUUUUGAUAAAUCAUAUCAAAAAAACGCGAAGAGACUACAAAAAAUGUUAGUGGAGAAACCAGCACAACCGAAAGAACGAUUCGUUCAAUGGAUGGAGUACGCUGCAGCCAAUCCGGGACUUCAUAACGUUUUUGAACUUCCUGGAGCAAGAAUGGGAAUUAUCGAGUAUUAUUGUAUUGAUGCUAUCUUUGUGUCACUAUUAGGAGUUGUCUUGGGAUUGUAUUCAGUUGUGAAAAAGGAAAAUCCAGAAAUUUCGAAAGAUCGUUUCAUCAUGUGGGUCGAAUUCGCUCCUGCUGCCAAUCCAGGACUUCAUAAAACAAUCAGGUUACCCGGUGUAGAGAUGAUCAAUGAAAAUCAUCAACAGGUUAUUAUUGGUUUGAUUUAUAGUAUUGUCGCUCUUUUGGUCUUUCCAUUUUACAUACCCAUCAUCUACGCGCUCUACGUUAAUAAAGAACUCAAUGAAAACAUAUCUUAUAAAUUGAUUAAUUUUCUAAACAUCGGUGAUUUCUUACAAUCUGUUAAUCAUAUUUUAACGGGAAUUUUCAUUAUUUUCCCUAUAUUCACGAAGAGAAUCAAUCCGAUUGUUAGAAUAAUAGGCUAUACUGCUAAUACGUUGUGGACGUCAAGCUUUGUUAUCAUUGCAAUACUGGCCUUAACUCGUCUCGGAAUUACAUUUUUUCGGAUCAAGUCAAACAAAUGGGCACUUUGGAUGAAGAUUCUAUUGUUUUUUGGAAGUCUCUAUAUUUUUGUAAUAUGGAUAAUCGGAUGCAUAAAUCUCAAUUUUGAACUUUUCGGUGUCGCUUGGGCAUAUGACAUGACAGUUGUCUACACCGAUAUUCUGUCGCCAUUAGAAUUCUAUUUUUGUUUUCCAAUUUUGGUUCUCAGCUUCACAUCUUAUAUACUCAUCAUCGGAAACAUUUAA